Molecule: messenger RNA, 660 nt
Organism: Ipomoea triloba (trilobed morning glory)
Lineage: Eukaryota; Viridiplantae; Streptophyta; Magnoliopsida; Solanales; Convolvulaceae
Exons: 2
Coding region: 1-660 (219 amino acids)
Molecular function (GO): catalytic activity
Source: RefSeq, a predicted model, not a curated record
AUGGUAGGAACUGAACCAUCUCACGAACACCACGGCGACCCACCGAAUGCCCAGCAACAUGCAGAUGCGAAGCCGACGGACGUGAAUGAUGAUGGAGAGUGCCUGGAGGAUGCAGGCACUGUCAUUACAUGGAACUACCAAGGAGCAGCGUCUAAGAAUUUCCUUAGAGCUGCUAAGAUGUUGUUAAAAAAACACCACCCGGACAUCUUCUGUCUAAUGGAAACCAAAACCUCUGGUGAUAAUGCGGACACUGUUUGCUGCAAGCUUGGUUUUGAGAAUUGGGCGAGGGUUGAAGCUCUCGGCUUUAGCGGAGGAAUCUGGGUCUUCUGGUCGGAUGCUCUGCAGGUUGAGAUUCUAACCUCCCACCCCCAAUUUGUUCACAUGGCCAUUACGGAACCUUCUGGUAGGAGGUGGAACUUAUCAAUGGUCUAUGGUAGCCCCUCCGGUUACCUCCGUCGGCGUCUCUGGAAUGCGUUAAGUAGAAACAAGAUCCAUGUCAACUACCCCUGGUUAAUUGCAGGUGAUUUUAAUGCUAUAGUGAGCAAUGAGGAAUGCACCAGCACAAGCAGUCCCGGGGCUCACAGAAACAGUGAUUUCAAAGAUUGGAUUUUUGACGAAGCGCUGUUCGACCUUGGGUUCUCAGGGCAGAAGUUCACUUAG